Messenger RNA from Ictalurus punctatus (channel catfish), 2164 nucleotides. It is a transcript of the gene grwd1, whose product is annotated as glutamate-rich WD repeat containing 1. Gene Ontology annotation, molecular function: protein binding. The coding region runs from base 39 to 1394 and encodes 451 amino acids. The transcript has 7 exons. The record is from RefSeq and is a predicted model, not a curated record. NCBI's taxonomy places the organism in Eukaryota, Metazoa, Chordata, Actinopteri, Siluriformes, Ictaluridae.
GAAGUGCGCCCUGGGCUGCUUCUUGAGUUGUUCUCAAAAUGGCUGCGCCCGAUGAAAACACGCUUCUUCAGGAAAAUGAAGAAGUUGAUGAGAUGGAAGCGGGUGACAGUGAUGAAGAUGAGAUGGAAGAAGAAGAAGGACAGGGGGGAGAAGGAGGGGAGAUUAAAGUGUAUGUGCCUGGCGUUCAGCCGCUUCAGCCGGGAGAAGAGCUAGAGAUGGACCGCUCGGCUUACCGCAUGUAUCACGAGUGCCAGACAGGUGCCCCUUGUUUGAGUUUUGAUGUAUUACGUGAUGCUGAGGGAGAAGGAAGAGAAAUGUUUCCCCUGUCUAUGCUGCUGUGUGCAGGUACCCAAGCAGACACAGCUCUCAGUAACAGACUCAUUGUCAUGCGCAUACACAACCUGUAUGGCAUUGAAAAAGCAAACGAGGAGGAGGAAGCGAGCAGUGAUGAGAGUGAUGAAGAUGAGGAUGAUGAGAAGAAGCCACAGAUGGAGUUGGCCAUGGUGCCCCAUUAUGGAGGAAUAAAUAGAGUCAGAGUGACCCAGAAUGGUGAGCAGUCAUUGGCUGCUGUCUGGUGUGAGAAAGGUCAGGUGGAAAUUUUUGAUCUUCGGCCACAACUGGAAGCAGUUCACAGCUCUGCUGCCAUGGCAGCGUUUAUUAAACAGAAUAAGGAGGCCACACCUUUGUUCAGUUUCUCAGGUCACAUGACAGAAGGCUUUGCCAUCGACUGGUCUCCAAAAGUACCAGGCCGGCUUGUGAGUGGAGACUGCAAGAAGAACAUUCACGUGUGGGAGCCACGAGAGGGUGGAACUUCCUGGAAGAUUGACCAGCGGCCUUUUAGCUCUCAUACCAAGUCUGUGGAGGACCUCCAGUGGUCACCUACUGAAGCAACAGUUUUCGCCUCCUGCUCAGUGGAUCAGUCCAUUCGCAUUUGGGAUAUCAGAGCUCCUCCAAAAUCGAUGCUUUCCACCAAUGAGGCUCAUUCGUCAGACGUCAACGUCAUCAGUUGGAAUCGGACUGAACCAUUCCUGUUAUCUGGAGGGGAUGAUGGGCUUCUGAAGGUGUGGGACUUGAGGCAGUUCCAGUCUGGGCGUCCAGUGGCCAGCUUCAAGCAGCACAGUGCCCCUAUCGCAUCAGUGGAAUGGAGCCCCAUCGACUCCAGCGUGUUUGCCGCCUCUGGAGCAGACGAUGUCAUCAGCCAAUGGGAUCUGUCGGUGGAGUCAUGUGACAUGGGUGAACAAGCUGACAGCUUAAAGAAGCUCCCACCACAGCUGCUGUUCUUGCAUCAGGGCCAGACAGAGGUCAAGGAGCUCCACUGGCACCCACAGAUCCAAGGAACUCUCAUCUCCACAGCACUGUCAGGAUUCAACAUUUUCAGGACUAUUUCAGUGUAAAAGGGAAAAAAGUACAUGUGUGCUUUUGUGCCUUAUGACCAUAGUAGAAAUAUGUUAAGUACCAUCAUCAUGUCAGUGAUCAACAUUUUUCUUUUUGACUGAUCACUACACUUGUUUCUAGAUCAUCUCGACUGGUUUUAAAUAUAGGCAAUUAAAAAGGUCUUGAUACACUUCAUAUAAAUCUACACUGAAACUGAUGAGCUCAGCUGGUGCUGAAGGUGACAGGCAGCCAGUGCAAACACAGCUGUGUGUCCUAGUUUUGAAGAUCACUCAUGCUACACUGCUCAUCAACAUGUUGGAAAAUGUCUUUACCCUUUUUUAUGCCAUGAGUGAAUGCUAUUAACUCAAGUGAAAUUUUGUACAAAUAUUUCUAGAGUCUUCUGUGUGUGCUUAGAAUCAGUCCAAGUCCAAGAGAGCAAAAUUACCCAUUACUUUCUCCUGCCUGCCAGCCUGACUGACAGUAACCAAAUCUGUGAGCUCAUGUAUGUGAAAGAGGGUAGUUAGUGCUUUCCUCCAAGUGGGUUCACCCUCUAAUGUAACAUGAGCAGCAUUUUGAAAAGGUGGCUGGCUUCAUGUUUCUCUAAAAACGCCAUGCUAGCCUUGACCCUCCUCGGUUGGCAGUGACUUGUGUAUGGAUCUCUUAAAGACAUUACUUUAUUCUUGAUUCUGAACUUGUGUUAAGAACAACUGAAAUGAAAUGUCUUUUCUGUCAUAAUAUUUUCACAAGGCCUCAUUUUCAUGGACACAAAUAAAGACUGCUACAAAACCUG